CGCUAUGCGGCGGGAACCUGCCAAGGGGCACCAGGAGGUCCUCCCCGCGGAGGAUCCGAAAUCUGAAAGCGCGAAAAGGCUUGCAGUUGGAGGUGAUGGCCAAGAGCUUUCUUCUCGGCCCCUUCCAGUUCCUCCGUAAUUUCCUGGCGCAGCUCCGGGAAAAGGUGCACAAACUGCAGGCUCCUUGGUUCUCCAGCAGUACCACUCUCGGCAUCGCUCCAUGUAAAAAAACCCUCUCAAGUCUUUCCCUUUGCUUGUCAAGCCCUGCUGCAAACAGCUGUCUUUGUGGCAAUUUUACAUUGGGACUUUAUUAUUCCUACUUCAAGACCAUUAUUGAAGCACCUUCAUUUUUGGAAGGACUGUGGAUGAUUAUGAAUGACAGGCUUACUGAAUAUCCUCUUGUAAUUAAUACAGUAAAACGCUUCCAUCUUUAUCCAGAGGUAAUCAUAGCCUCCUGGUAUCGGACAUUCAUGGGAAUAAUGAAUUUAUUUGGACUAGAAACUAAGACCUGCUGGAAUGUCACCAGAAUAGAACCUCUUAAUGAAGUUCAAAGCUGUGAAGGAUUGGGAGAUCCUGCUUGCUUUUAUGUUGGUGUAAUCUUUAUUUUAAAUGGACUAAUGAUGGGAUUGUUCUUCAUGUAUGGAGCAUACCUGAGUGGGACUCAACUAGGAGGUGUUAUUACAGUACUGUGCUUCUUUUUCAACCAUGGAGAGGCCACCCGUGUGAUGUGGACACCACCUCUCCGUGAAAGUUUUUCCUAUCCAUUCCUUGUACUUCAGAUGUAUAUUUUAACUUUGAUUCUCAGGACCUCGAGCAAUGAUAGAAGGCCCUUCAUUGCACUCUGUCUUUCCAAUGUGGCUUUUAUGCUUCCUUGGCAAUUUGCUCAGUUUAUUCUUUUUACACAGAUAGCAUCAUUAUUUCCCAUGUAUGUUGUGGGAUACAUUAAACCAAGCAAAUUUCGGAAGAUCAUUUAUGUGAACAUGAUUUCAGUUAUCCUUAGUUUCAUUUUGAUGUUUGGAAAUUUAAUGUGCUUAUCUUCUUAUUAUUCUUCAUCUUUGUUAAUGACAUGGCUAAUUCAAGGUAGUGCCUGGUGGUGUGGAACAAUCAUUUUGAAAUUUCUGACAUCUAAAAUCUUAGGUGUUUCAGACCACAUUCACCUGAGUGAUCUUUUAGCAGCCAGAAUCUUAAGGUAUACAGAUUUUGAUACUUUAAUAUACACCUGUGCUCCUGAAUUUGACUUCAUGGAAAAAGCGACUCCUCUGAGAUACACAAAGACAUUAUUGCUUCCAGUUGUUAUGGUGAUUACAUGUUUUAUCUUUAAAAAGACUAUUCGUGAUAUUUCGUGUGUUUUAGCUACAAACACUUAUCUAAGAAAAAAGCUCCUUGAACACGGUGAGCUGGCUUUUCACACGUUGCAGUUGUUAGCGUUUACUGCCCUUGCCAUUUUAAUUAUGAGGCUAAAGCUGUUCUUGACGCCACACAUGUGUGUUAUGGCUUCCUUGAUAUGCUCUCGGCAGCUCUUUGGCUGGCUUUUUCGCAGAGUUCGUUUUGAGAAUGUUAUCUUUGGCAUUCUAACAGUGAUGUCAAUACAAGGUUAUGCAAACCUCCAUAAUCAAUGGAGCAUAAUAGGAGAAUUUAAUAAUUUGCCUCAGGAAGAACUUUUACAGUGGAUCAAAUACAAUACCACACCAGGUGCUGUCUUCGCAGGUGCCAUGCCUACAAUGGCAAGUGUCAAGCUGUCUACACUUCAUCCCAUUGUGAAUCAUCCACUUUACGAAGAUGCAGACUUGAGGGCCCGGACAAAAAUAGUUUAUUCUACAUAUAGUCGAAAAUCUGCCAAAGAAGUAAGAGAUAAAUUGUUGGAGUUACAUGUGAAUUAUUGUGUUUUAGAAGAGGCAUGGUGUGUUGUGAGAACUAAGCCUGGUUGCAGUAUGCUUGAAAUCUGGGAUGUGGAAGACCCUUCCAAUGCAGCGAACCCUCCCUUAUGUAGCGUCCUGCUCAAAGAUGCAAGGCCUGACUUCACCACAGUAUUUCAGAAUAGUGUGUACAGAGUAUUGAAGGUUAACUGAGAAGGAAACUACCCGUUACACUAUGGUACAAUGCCGUGUGUCAAAAACAAUCACCCUUUGGCUUGUUUACAUUAAUAAAAAUCACAAGCUUUAAUAACAGACACUUAAAAAUAAGAUAAAAAUGGAUUGAAAGUUUUUCUGAUUACUUAAAGGUAAAUUACUUUUCUGUUCAUUGAAUGUCAGCCUUAUUAAGCUUGUCAUAUACAUUAUGAAAUCAUUCAUGUCAUACUGCAUAAACAAAUGUUCAUUUCAGAGUUUUAAAGAGAAAUGUAUAUAAAAGAACAAUGAAUUUUAAUAAAUCAAGGGCACGUAAGUCCUUUUCAUCCAACUAGGUGAAUUGCUUCAGAUUUUCCCUAGUACCAGAGUGUACCCGCUCAAGCUCUUUGAACCACUUAGGGCAGAAGAAUCAAGCUCUGAAACGACAUCCUUACGAUGCUGAUGCUGGUCACAACCUCUUUACCUCUGUGAGGAAAUUGUAACAGUGUGUCUCUUAAGGUGUUUUUAUUUUACCAGCACUUAAGAAAAAUCUCUAAUACCUUUUAAUGCUUUUUUUUUUUAUAAUUUCAAGUUGAAUUAUUUUUAAAAACACCUUGUUUUGUAAUGGUUUGACUCUCUUGAGAUGUAUUUACCCCACUAGAUACAUAUUUGCCACUGGCUAGUUCUCCAUCUAAGCUCAAGAUGUUAUUCAUCUCUCUUUAGAUUCCAGUGGUUUUUCUUUUAACAUCCAGGUAAAAUAGAAAUUGCUACAGUAUACAACCAAAUUUUGGAGUUAAACAUAAUCAGAAAAGAAAAUCCAGUUAAAUUUAUCAGGUGAGAUUUUCAGAUCCUAGAUCUUGAAUAAAGCAAAGAUCUUUUCAUCUUGAUGGCCCCAAAGCUUGUUGGUCAUCGUCUUUAUUUCUGGCCAUUGUCUUCUUAAAUAAUAUAUUUUAAGCCCUCAUUUGUUUUUGGUUUUGGAUGAGGAAAGUCAUGUUCUCUAAGUCCUCUCCCCUAAUAAAACCUACCCAACAAUAGUGCUUUGAAAAGUGGUAAAUAGUUAUCUUGAAGAUACUCUUGCCAAAUGCAAAGAUAAACAUUCUUUUUGUCUGCUUUAUAAAUAUGAAAUAUGCCAGAUCUAUAGUAUUUUAAUGUGCAUCUACUUUAAAUGAGUCAUCUUGGGAUUUUUAUAAUUCCCUUAUAUUCUUGCCCCUCUGUACUUGAAAUAACAAAAUGCCUUAAUUGUAUAGAUGAGUUCUCUUACAGUAGACAGGCAGUUAUAUGCAGCAAAACCAAUAAAGUUAUUUUUCAACUUUCACAGUUGUAAAAUAUUUUAUAACAGGAUACAAAACAGCUAAGAAAACAUGCCACAUUUUAUUUAUUUUAGCAUUUUCAAAUAAUUUGUUUUUGGUGUAAGCACAGGAUAAAAAAGAAAGCGUCAAAGAGAAGAGACAUAACACCUAACAUUCAUAAAAAUUAACAAAGUACAUUUUGGAUGAUGUUUUUACAGGAAAUAUUUUAAAUAAGUUGGUAGAAUUUUUAAAAUGGUACUCUAUUAGCUAAUAAAAUAUUCAGUACAAAUAUAUGUUUGGAUUUAUGCAUUAAAAAACUAAUACAAUUAUUUUCAACUUU
Cercocebus atys (sooty mangabey) is the source of this 3674-nucleotide messenger RNA. RefSeq names its product probable C-mannosyltransferase DPY19L2. Gene Ontology annotation, molecular function: mannosyltransferase activity. The record is from RefSeq and is a predicted model, not a curated record. Lineage: Eukaryota; Metazoa; Chordata; Mammalia; Primates; Cercopithecidae. Bases 96 to 2069 code for a protein of 657 amino acids. The transcript has 22 exons. Gene Ontology annotation, cellular component: nuclear inner membrane. Gene Ontology annotation, biological process: spermatid development.